Carassius carassius (crucian carp) is the source of this 333-nucleotide messenger RNA. Its product is annotated as glutaredoxin-2, mitochondrial-like. The annotation marks the transcript as partial. The transcript has 2 exons. The record is from RefSeq and is a predicted model, not a curated record. NCBI's taxonomy places the organism in Eukaryota, Metazoa, Chordata, Actinopteri, Cypriniformes, Cyprinidae.
AUACAGAAUGUUGUCUCCAGUAACUGUGUUGUGAUAUUCUCCAAAACCACAAGCCCAUACUGUAAGAGGGCGAAGAAUGUCUUUAUUGAGAUCGGAGCUGCAUAUAAAGUUGUUGAACUGGAUGAGCACAAUGAUGGUAGACGUCUCAAGGAGACCUUAGCGCAAAUGACAGGUGCCAUAACAGUGCUAAGAGUCUUUAUUAACAGGCAGUGCAUUGGAGGAGGCAGAGAUACAAAACAGCUCCACCAGCAGGGGAAACUUCUGUCUCUUACUGAACAGUGUAGGCCAUGCUGUUUGAGUUCCAGCCCCGAGGGCUCAGGCAGCGCUCAAUAA